Messenger RNA from Paramuricea clavata, 11538 nucleotides. The record is from the annotation of a GenBank genome assembly. NCBI's taxonomy places the organism in Eukaryota, Metazoa, Cnidaria, Anthozoa, Malacalcyonacea, Plexauridae.
AUGCAGGAAGGUAAUUUCCUCAUGUUAGUGUCGACGAGGCGCCACCAUAGUUGGCGCGCCCUGGGGGAAAUUUUGAAAUUUGAGUUCCCCAGAUCGCCAGAAAAUUAAAAUUCAUGCAAUAUUUUAUUAUAACACUUCCAUUGCAUCGACAGUAACAACAUUGAAUUUCUAUAACUAUUUUUUGGCUGACCCAAAUUGGGAAAUUGCGACCUCAAGGUAAUUGGGCAAAACCAUGUUUAACACGGAAUUUUUGACUAGCUAACACCCUGUGUAAGUAAACACCACAUGCUUGCAUGCGUUAUAAUUGGCACAAAUAAGCAUGUGGUUUUUACAAAUUAUUUAUUCUAAUUGCACGGAUACUCUUGCAGACAUUAAAUUGCACAGAUUUUUUACGGACAAGGAAAAAUUGCGCGGACCAAAGUUUGCAGUCUGGUUAGAACGUACGCACACCCCACCUCUGCCAAAGUUAACACACUAUAGAAUACUUAACAAUUAUUCGCCUCAGGCUCAGUGAUUACGGUGACUUCGCCUUUGGCGAAUAAUUGUUAAAUAUUCUAUAGUCUAAAUAUACAUUUAUACACUAUCACACUAUUACUGUAAGGUGGCUCCCUACCUUAUUUAAGCAUGGGACUGCUAUUAAAACGAAAUGACGUGAUCUUGUCGAGUUGAAAUUUUAUCACGUCAGCAAAAAUUUUAUUUGACUACGCAAGGUUUGUAAUGCAGUAACAUUGUUUCCUAUGGUCAAUUUUUGUAAAAUUUUGUAUUUUAAAAGUACUAGUCAUUUGUUGCAAUGUACUACAUUUUUAAAAAAAUUCUCUAAAACAGUUUUUGUGGAACAGAUGUACGUGUCGCGUAAUAUCUCAAAAACUGAAUCUUCCACUAGAUGUUCCUUUUACACUUACAAAAUUUCAGAAACUUUGACCGAAGGAAAUGUUAUAUUAAAUAAUAAUAAAUUUUUUUUAGUCCAAAUUUUGAUCUUUGUCUGCUGUCGUUUAGGCCACAUUGUUACCAUACCAACACAUAAUUUGCUUCUUUCGAACGAUUACGCUUGAAGUAUAAUUAAGACUACUGUACACAAGCGUUUCUACUUUCGAAAUUUUACGUCAUUGUGAAGAAUUAAUAUUUUGCGUCAUUGUGGAGACCUUAUUUUUCUCUGCUCCUUACAACUGUAGAGAGCCACGUCCCUUAAGGUCAUAUUCCCACUGUAACAUUCUUUCUAUUGGCUAGAAUUUUUUCUUUGAAUUUUGCCUUUCAUCUAAAUUAUUACACAAUAUCUUUUUUUCUUUUAUGGGGAAAUAUUUUCUGGGAACUCAAAAAAUUUUCUGAGGCCACUUGUCCGCUGGUCGGAUUUUUUUCCACCCCUGGUUCAAAAAUUAGCAUUUCCAGUCCAUCCCCCUUGGUUGCCUAUUAUGCUCAAUAACAUAUAGAUCGAUUGGCUUUCAACCAAUGAAAACUCAGAUUAUUGUAUAAAUUUAUUAAUUAACAAGUCUUUCACAAUUUUCUGUUCAGGUGACCCAUACAAUUUCCUAAAGGUCGAGAAGACGGGCAAGAAAAAUAAUGUUGCUUUAAUAUAUUUAAAUCGUCCAGAUGCCCUCAAUGCACUAAAUAAUGGAAUAAUUGGUGAACUAACUACAGCUUUGGAAGAUGCACAAAACGAUAAAGAUAUUGGCGCUAUUGUCAUCACUGGAAGUGGACGAGCAUUUGCAGGUAUAGUCGGGAGCGGUUAGCUUACGGUGUAGACCCCAGUGUUUCUGCUGGGGUCUACACCGUAGGUUAGCCGAGCAGAAAAUCAACAUGUAAUUGACACGAAAUUUCAGUCUGAGUAAUUCAAAACAACCAAUAAAAUAUGUUCUAAAAUUGGCACAAUCAGCAUUUUACAUGAUUGGAAGAAGCAAAAUAGCUCUAUUUUCGGACCUCAUCAUGUCAACCAUGGCUGAGAUUUUAUUCUGGUAUGGCCUGAAAUUUAGGCUAGAUUAUAGAAUACCUGAGUGUCCACUUUUGUAACUAAUUUCUUUUCGUGACAUGAUGAUACGUAUAAUAAUGACGUCAUUAUUUUACUGACAUGUUAUAAAAAGACUGGGCGAACCGUAUUUUUCACUGAUACGAUGUAAUUGCACUGUUGGUAUGAAUUUUUGUUAAUUAAACAAAUUUUAUAUGUAUGUGGGUGUGUAAAAUUUAUUUAAAGACGCUAGCCUCAUCAACAGGUGUUGAUUUUCAUGAGGGGCCUCACAAACCAUAUAAAAAUAGUUACAAAUAUACUUAAAAUAGGUAUGUCCCAUACACGAGUAUUAAUAUUAAUUACUAAUUUAGAUAUUCAUUUUAAAGGAAUAAACAGAUUUGCGCCGCCCCGAGAAUCAAGGCUGUAUUUAAAACUCUUUUUAGGAACUCCCUUCAAAUGUAAAUGUAUUGUAUAUUCCUCGUUCUUCAGACUCCACACUCUAAUAUUUAAUUUUGUUUUAACCAGGAAAGAUACUGUAUAUGUUAAUUGAUUGUAUACACUUUUAUAACAUAAUUAUGUAUUUUAUUACUCAUUCGAUCUUCAAACAACCACUGAGAGUAUCUGUUUUAUCCAAUUAUAGGGUUAGGAGGUUAUAUGAUUGUGCAGCUUGCCUAGUGAAUAAAUAACGCGAAUUUAUAAUAAUUACGUAAUUAUUUUCACUUCGUAUUAUCGUAUCACGAUAACAAAAUAGCUAGAAAGAUGGACGUAUAUUCUAUAAUCGCUCCAACUUUUAAACUGUAAUCGUAUAAAAACUUCUGCCUAUAAACAAUUAUUUAAUUGGUCCCUAACUAAAUAUUCAUGUCAUUACGUUAUAGCUGGUGCUGAUAUAAAAGAAAUGGAAAAUAAAACAUUUCAAGACUGUGUAAAAUCCGGUUUCCUGGGAAAAUGGGACAGUGUAGCAAGAUGUACAAAACCAACUAUUGCCGCUGUUAAUGGAUUUGCUGUAAGUGCAUGCUUGGCUUGUUCGGUUGGUCCCGUUAAGGCCUGAUUCCACGGGCGCUUUCUUCGGCGAAAUGGGGAAAAUUUCGUGCGAAAUGAAUGAGGUGCAUGCGCAGUAAAGAUAAAUUAGGAUUCGCGAGAAAAAGUUUCGCUUCGCCAGUGUGUAUAGAAGUCAGUUCCACGCGCUGCGAAGGCAAAUAAAGUGGCCAAAUUCAAUAGAAUCGUUCAUGUGCAGCCAUCCAUAUUUCGCAGACACAAUUUUUCGCGGAGAAUUUCGCCGUCGUGGAAUCAGGCCUUAUUAUUUUAUUCAUCUAAACUUUGUCGUUUACAAAAUUUACGCUAAUACAAAACGGCACAGGAACUCCAACACAGUGCAUGUAACCCAAUUACGUUGACGACCUGGUUUAACACAUACAAUACACACAAUGCACGCUUAACACACAAGUACAAAACAGCACAGGAACAUAUGCACAAUAUAAAUAACAUAUAUAAACAAUGAAUAUAUAGUUUAAAGCGAACUAUCUAAUAAUAGCAGACCUUUGGAGUUAGUAAAUGUCUUGCUUGGUGGCAUACAUACAGUUUUCCAUGACUGGAGCUUAGCUAAGUCAAAGAUUGUUCCAGUGGCUCUAAUAUUUAUAGUAGUCAAACAACAGGUUCUUGAAACUUGUGAGGUUCUUGAAAGAUUAUUCCAUAUCUUUGCAACUCUCACAUAACUGUUCUGCUGGCAUAUUGGUUAUAGGUACGUGAUAUGUUAUGAGAGAACUACUAACCGACCGUAAACUCGUCGUUAGAUUAACUUUGUUAGCUUGUUGAGGCAUAAUAUCGAGGUCAGUUAUUGUAAAACCUCGUGUACACUUGAACAAAAAUAAAACGUCCUGUUUAAGGGUUCGCUGAAGUCGGCCCAGGAAAACUCUGUGCAAACGUAUACUAGAUCAAUACGUACCCAUAUAAAACGGAAGGAUCGAGACUUGUGCUUGUGUCUAACUUGCCUGCAUAGCAGGCAUUUAUAUGUGGACGUAGGGGCGACGCUAGAAGGGUGUGUGUGUGGGGGGGGGGGGGGGGGAACACCCCCAGUUGUCAUGUACUGUAGUCGGCAAAUUAUUGUGUCCCAGUCGGCAAAUUGUUUACCCAGUCGGCAAAACCUAAAUUGGAAAGGAAGGGAAAAAACUAAAAUAUAUGAGUGAAACUGAUCAAAACCUAAGAAAGAUACUGACAAAUGUAAUGACCAGAAAAUUUUUGGGGUUUAUUACAGUAUAUAUGUGACCACGAUUAAUAGACGUGGUGUGAUCUAGGUCUGAGCGUUUGAACUUGUAUCAUCGCAUUAAAAUGUGUAUUUUCUCAAAAAUCAGUUUUACACAAUGCGAAAAACAAACUAUUCUACCUAUUCCGAUUGUCUAGCACUACCAAUAAGGUCGGCCCGAUGCCGAUACCGAUUAUUCGAUUUAAAGUGCCUAUGUCAUAGUUUGGGAAUUAGUCUAUUUAGAUAGUUUAGAUGAUUUUAAGAACUUUUGCAAUAUAUUUUAUAAUUCGAAAAUUGGACACUGGUAAAAUGGAUAUGAAAUAGGUAAUAAGUCACAGAUAUACAUUACUUUGGUUCAUUCAUUCAUUACAUUAACCAAAUGUGUUUUCCACAGACUCUGCAAUCGCGAGAUAGACUAAAUCCGCGAUAUAGCACAAUCUGCAGACAUGCAUUUUUCGGCGUCCUACGCCUCAUCAGUGCAGCUUGGUACACAUCUGUGCACAUGAUGACUUUCGUAUUGAUAUACAUGCAACUUGCUCUCCCAAGCGCAUGUAGUACAGCACGGGCCAUCAAUGCAUCCAGACAUGCGCAGAAUGUCAUGAAGGCAGAAUGCUCAAACAACCAUGCACGAGGGAAGUGAUGUGCAAGUUAUGAUAGAAAUAUUAAAGCCGACUUGUUUUCCUUGAUUGUUAUUUUGUAGCUUGGUGGUGGAUGCGAGCUGGCCAUGAUGUGUGAUAUUAUUUAUGCGAGUGAAAAAGCAAAGUUUGGACAGCCAGAGAUAAAACUUGGAACUAUACCAGGUACCAAAAAUAUGGGCUCAAUUUUCACAGGCUCUCUGUCUAUUUUCAAAAAUAAACUUCGAAACUUAUACUCAUCUGAAUUGUAAGAUAUCUAUUAGCCCGCGUGCAGGCCCAAGGGGAACUGAUAUCAGUUCCCCUUGGGCCUGCACGCGGGCUAGAUAUCUAUAUGCUUCCUUGGUUUCUAUACUCACCAUGCACAACCAGGGCUUGGAUUUUAUCGCGGAAAUCGUGGCAUUUGCCGUAGAGGGAGAACAAAAUGCCGUGGAUCAUUGCGGCAACGACGGCAAUUUUUUGCCGUAUAGUGUAAUUUUUAUACUAUUCACUCAUGUGCAUUACUAUUUUGAUACUUGAAUUCAGAUGUUGAUCAAAUCAUGCGUAAACUACUAUUUUAGUCUCAGUUUUCUUCGAAAAAAAAACACUAAAGAAAUACGUAAACAUGUUUUUAGCUUGUCAACAAUCCAAAGUAACAGUAAAAUUAAAUUUUUAUUACAGUAAUUUGAAAAAAUGCCGUGGAAACUGCCAAAAUUGCCGUAGACAGCUGUUACGUUCAACGGCAAUUUUUAACGCCAUUGCCGUCGAUUGAUUUCAGGAAAAUUCGAGGCCUGGCACAACCACUUACGUAAAAUAAUUUUGAAAGCCCUGCCUAUACAGGGUGUAUAAAAACAGCUAUUAUAGUAUCCAGUUUUUUAUGUAUAUAGCUUCUUUGGGUACUUAUAAUGUAGAAAAAUGGAAAAAAUUUCUCGAACUCAAAUUUUGUGAACCAGGGGGGUGUGUCUUUUCCAACGAACUAAAAAUGGCUUGCGCACGGAAUUUAAAAGCUUUAAUCAUAUUUUAAGUUAACAGAUGGAAAGUUUGUUGGGUUUUUAAUUACUGUACAAAAUGUCAGACAAUUUGCUUCAGUUUACGCUUAACCACUUACGUUUAUGGUUAAAGAACCAUUCACGCAAACUUAAAAAAUCACCAUUUGCAUGCUAAUCAAUGCUUUUGCUUUCAAACUACACCUUCGUUUUGCAUGGGUGGUUCUGUGAUUAACUUUUCUCGCUCAGAGCUUAUUAACCUUCGUUAUGAGUCUAAUUUUCCAGUUUCUUCAAGAUUAUUGGCCUUAUUAAAGAGUCAUAUGCUACUUAAAUAUAGAGGAUCUAGAGCUGGAAAAAACCAGCGAAUUCGCCAAAUUUUUGUUGAGGCUGGUCAUAGAAUAUCGUACAAAAGGAAUUAUAAUCGGUAUGCAGAUUUUACUAAUCUCACCCAUAUUCACUGUCUACCAUUAUCUAAAGUUAACAGUCAAAAACCGGCGGUUGAAUCUAUGUCAAUGGCAUAUGUAAACUGUCGUUCGAUAAAUAGAAAUGGGUUUAAGCUAAAAGAUUGUGUUGUUGAUAAUGACUAUGAUUUAAUAGGUAUUACUGAAACGUGGCUGCCAAUUGAACAAUCCUUAUCGAACCAUAUAAUCAGAGACUUUUGCCCAAAAGGCUACAAGAUGGUUCAUAUUCCACGGAGUUCCAGCCAAAGAGGUGGCGGUGUAGGUAUAUUGCACAAAGAUACUCUUGACUUGAAAAUUACUCAAACUGUGAACACUUUCGCCUCAUUUGAAUGUAUUGAACGGCUUCUCAAAUUAGACUCCACGUGGAUAAGAGUUGUUGUAGUUUACCGACCUCCUGUUUCAAGUGUAAAUGCCUUGAGUGUAUCGAUGUUUUUAAGUGAGUUUUCGGUUUAUUUGGAAAAUCUAGUGCUGUUACCCGGCGAAGUCCUUAUCAUGGGUGAUUUUAACUUUCAUACGGAUGACUUGACGAACCAUAACGCUUGUGAGUUCUCAAAUUUAUUAGAUACAUUUAAUAUGUCACAACAUGUUAGUGAACCUACUCACCAGUCUGGUCACACACUUGACCUACUUAUAACGAGACAAGAUUCGAACUUAAUAAAUGGUAUAUGUGUCCACACACCUUGGAUAAGUGAUCACAGUAUUGUGCAGUUUAAAACCACCACAAAGAAACCGAGUGUUGCUCGGAAAACAAUAUCUUAUCGACGAUGGAAAUCACUUGAUGUAAACCAGUUUCGGCAGAGUAUAGAUGAUAUUGACAUUCAAUCUGUCAACUCGCUUUCUGAUCUUGCUCUGUUGUACAACAGUGCCUUACGUGAUCUUUUAGAAAAACAUGUUCCCUUGAGAAGUAAAACUGUCACAUUACACCCACAAGCUGAAUGGUUUGAUGCCAAGUUGCUAAUAGAAAAGAGAGCAAAAAGAAAGUUGGAACGUAAGUUCCGAUUAUCUAAUUCACCUGAAGAUAUUCGUCAGUUCAACGAGCACUCAGAGUAUUACAGUCACUUGCUAGUUACAACGAGACAGAAAUUUUACACAGAUAAGAUUGAGGCAAAUUAUGGUGAUCAGAAAGUACUAUUCCAAGUGUUAGAUAAACUUUUACACCGUGAGAAUCAACGUCAAUUUCCACCGCAUGAUAAUCUUGAUAAUCUUACAAAUAUGUUUGCGGAUUUUUUUGUCCGGAAAAUUGAUACAAUUCGCUCUCAACUACAUUUGGCUACUGUCGAUAAUCUGCUAGGAUUUGAAUCUUCCUGUGAGACCGUUGAAAAGUUGGAAUAUUUUAGUUCAGUUUCUGAGCAUCAGAUUGAAAACAUUAUUCGGUUAACUAACAACAAAUCAUGUGAACUUGAUCCAAUUCCAACUUGGCUCUUGAAGCAAUGUAUUCCUGCCUUACUCCCGAUUAUAACAAAAAUUGUUAACCUGUCGUUGCAUGAUGCAUUCAUGCCUACCCUGUUCAAACAAGCCUUUUUGACACCAAUACUGAAGAAUAUUUCCCUCAGCACAGAUGAAGAAAACAGUUUCAGACCAAUAUCUAAUCUUUCUUAUGUCUCAAAAUUAAUUGAGAAAGUGGUGGAUACCCAAUUAACAAAUCAUAUUCAGGAACAUAAUUUAGAUGAAAGCUUACAAUCGGCUUAUAAGAAACACCAUUCUACUGAAACUGCCUGGGUUCGGCUACACAAUGAUAUUUUAUCUGAGUUGGAUGACAAUAAAACUGUACUGUUGGUUAGCCUUGAUGUGAGUGCUGCAUUUGAUACCAUUGAUCAUAGUAUUUUGUUGCGUCUGCUCGAAAGUCGGUUGGGUGUCUCUGGGCAGUGUUUGAAUUGGUUUCGUUCCUAUCUCAGCGACCGUACAACAAGAGUUAUUAUUGAUGGCAAACGUUCAGAUAUAAAACGUGUAAACUUUGGUGUCCCCCAGGGAUCUGUCCUUGGCCCAAAACUUUUUACACUAUACAUAUUGCCACUGGGAGAUAUUGCACGCAAACACAAUGUACAGUUUCAUAUAUAUGCUGAUGAUUGCCAACUAUACAUAUCCUUUAAGUAUGAAAAUAGAUUGGAAACCAUUGAUAGAAUGGAAUCUCUGAUGCAUGACAUAACAACUUGGAUGACAAAGAACAUGGUGAAGCUCAAUGAUGAUAAAACAAAGUUCCUGGUUUUGACAGGUCCUCGUCGAGACUGCUCUGAUUUUCCUUGCUUGUCAAUCGAAAACGAAAGUAUUGUUAAAUCAGAAUCAGUAACUCUCUUAGGAGUAGAACUUGAUGACAAGCUUACCUUAAAGAGUCAUGUUCGUAAUGUUGCGAAAAGUUGUUUUUUCAAGCUCCGCAAUAUGCGUAAGAUUAGAAAAUGUAUCACUGAAGAUGCAGCAAAAAUAAUGGUACACAGUAUGAUUACAUCAAGGCUUGACUAUUGUAAUGCUAUCCUAUAUGGGUUACCAAAUUGUGACUUGGACAGGUUAUAUAGUGUGCAAAAGCUGGCUGCACGAUUAAUCACAGGAACAAGAAAGUACGACCAUAUUACACCGAUAUUGGAAAGACUCCAGUGAAAAAGAGAAUAGAGUACAAAAUUCUGUUACUUGUGUUUAAAUGUCUCCAAGGAACUGCACCAGAGUACUUAUCUGAACUGUUAAAAAAGCGUGAAAACAAAGGCACUAGAGCAGAUGACAAAAACCUUUUGGUUAUUCCUAGGUUUAAGAAGGUUACCCAAGGUGGACGAUGUUGUGGAAGAUCUGGCCCAACACUAUGGAACAAUUUACCAGACAGCUUGAGACUUGAGACGAGUUUUAGCAUUUUUAAAAGACGUUUAAAAACGCACUUUUUUGAACUUUCUUAUAAGUAAAUUAGGUCUAGGUCACAUUUUUAAACUUUUUAAACUUUUUUACUAGUAAAUUAGGUUUUGUCCAUAUUUUUAAUGUGGUAUGAAUGUAAAGCGCCUUAGAGAACUGUAGAUUUGGCGCUAUAGAAAUUCUGUGUAUUAUUAUUAUUAUUAUUAUUUGCCUAAUUUGCAUAUGUCAGCAAUAUGCAAAUUAGGUAAAGGCAUUAAUUAAGCAUGCGAAAGGCUAAUUUUUUAGAGAAAAAUGAAUAGUUACCUUUAAACUAAAGCAAAUUGUCUGAAACUUUGUAACAGUAAUUAAAAACCCAACAAAUGUUCCAUCUAUCAACUCAAAAUACGAUUAAAGCUUUUAAAUUUCGUGCGCAAGCCAUUUUUAAUUUGUUGGAAAAGACACCCCCCCCCCUGGUUUACAAAAUUUGAGUUCGAGAAAUUUUUUCCAUUUUUCUACAUUAUAAGUACCCAAAGAAGCUAUAUCAUGGCAUCAAAAACUGGAUACUAAUGGCUGUUUUGCGAAUUUAAGAGCAAAUUUCCCAUUUGGGCCGUUUUUUUUUAUACACCCUGUAUUACAUGAAGGAAAUAGUUAUAUUUUUCUGGUAGUUGAAUAUCUAUCAAUCCGUAGAUUUCCUGUUAUCCUCACUUCCCCCCCUGACACAGAUUGUUUCACGUCGACCAUUGACAUGAAUUUUCAUGUGUUUAGGUGCUGGCGGUACGCAGAGACUGACAAGAGUGGUUGGCAAAUCAUUAGCAAUGGAGAUGGUGUUAACUGGUGAUCCAAUUUCAGCAAAAGAAGCCUUACAAGCAGGACUGGCUAGUAAAGUUUAUCCUGCGGAGGAGCUGUUGGACAAAGCCCUUAAAGCUGCCGAGAAUAUCUCUGAGAAAUCCAAGCUGGUUGUUAACAUGGCUAAAGAAGCCGUUAACACAGGUAUAUGUUUAGGGCAAAAGUUAAAACAAAUGAAGCCUAUAUAUAGUAGCUGCUGUUUUAUGAUAUUAAUGAUAAUGAUUAGAGCUGCUAUACCAUCGGUUCAUUACCAUAAGUGAUUAAUCGUCACUGGUUAAUGUCGCUUCAAAGGAGGGAGGCAUUUUUAAAGCCGGUUUUCCACUUGCGAAUUUUUUCGCGCGAAGGGAAUUUUUCUUUUGUCUUUAUCCAAUCAGUUAUUGUUGUGAAUAUGGCGUCAAAUUCGAACCAUCAAUUGAAGUAUAAUUGUCAGUUGUUUGCUAUUUUAAUUUUAUGUUUUUCAAAGGGUAGAUGCUUAGAUCAGAGAAUAAAGCUUUCAAGGCAAAGUAGUAAUUUUCAGAGAUACGCCAAAAAUAUUUUAGCAUAAAAUGCGCGCGGCAUAGAAAAAAAUGAGAAGAAUUGCCCAGUAACUCUAGACGAAGAGUCUUCGCUCCAAACGUCGAAAUUCUCCUUGUAUUUUUCGGGUAGUUGCAUCCCUAGCAACGAAAGCUUGUUUAUAUAAUGUAUUACCAAAAUAAAUGUAUAAGUAACCAACCCUAACUCUAACCAGCAAAAACAUUAUUAUUUUUAGCAUACGAAACAACAUUAGCGGAAGGAAUUCACUUUGAGAAGAAAAUAUUUUACGCAACGUUUGCCACUGUAAGUUUUUGUUUUUGUACGUUUUAUCCAUAGUUCCGUAUACUGUAUGUUUGUAAUCCCGUCAGAAACGCUUGCAAGCUAAAGGCCCAUACACAAGACACGAAUGUUCGUGUACGAUUCACAUCCUGGCGUAUGUACUCGAAUAGAUGCGUUGUAAGAGGGUCCUGAAUUCGAGAAAUGAGAACUAGGAUUUGCCUAUUUUUGGGGGGCUGAGAAAAUGGGAUUUGGCUACUGUCUAGAACUGGAAAUGACAGACACAAAAAUGGGAAAACUCAGACAUGAUAUAGAGACAGUUGACAUUUCAGAGUUUAAAUAACUUCGAAGAAAGCCACCGACGGAGAAACUUUUGAUUGAGAGUUUGUCUAAAAAUGUCGUGAAAGAUUAUUCUGCCCUUUUCCAGCUCUGAUUAGCAGUUCAUAAAACAAUCACAUUAUUCUUUGAAUCAAAUCACAAAAAUUUGGCACACGCCUUGUAGACAAAAACAAUAAAAAGGGACUGGCCGUCAAUGUCAUCUUUAGCUUCAAUCUCGAACCAGAGCCUGCGUUCCUUGUGGCCUGGCUUCACAAGUCGCAUCUUUUCGAUGCCAUCGAACGCCGUCUUUUCGAACGCCAUGUCUUUUACCUAAUAUUUCUCUCAGAAACAUCACGAACCAAUGGUCUGCAAUCAAAUGUUUUGUAUAUAUAUACAGCCAACUCAAGAAAAGGUUGUCCUUUGCAAAGCUCCACUACCCGUUAUAAUUAAAAUAUGCUUUCUCUGUCUUUAGGAUGACCGCAAAGAAGGGAUGAGUGCAUUCGUGGACAAGAGAGCUGCUGAAUUUAAAGAUAAUUAG